This is a messenger RNA of Corvus hawaiiensis (hawaiian crow), 6707 nucleotides long. RefSeq names its product glycine receptor alpha 3 (gene GLRA3). Gene Ontology annotation, biological process: nervous system process; regulation of membrane potential; chloride transmembrane transport. Bases 334 to 1788 code for a protein of 484 amino acids. The transcript has 10 exons. Gene Ontology annotation, molecular function: extracellularly glycine-gated chloride channel activity; glycine binding; transmitter-gated monoatomic ion channel activity. The record is from RefSeq and is a predicted model, not a curated record. NCBI's taxonomy places the organism in Eukaryota, Metazoa, Chordata, Aves, Passeriformes, Corvidae. Gene Ontology annotation, cellular component: postsynaptic membrane; plasma membrane; synapse.
CGGCCGCGGCGCUCCCCGUGCCCGGGAUGCGUCCGGCGGCGGAGUGCCGGCUGCUGGCAGGAGCCGGGGGCAGGCGGGCGGGCAGGGGGGCUCCCGCCGCCGCCGCGGCUCGGCGCCGCCGCCGCGGCUGGGAUUAGGCUCCCACUGGGCUGCGAUGCGGAGCGGCGGGGCGGGCGCGGCGGGGCCCAGCGGGAGGGCGCGGGGGACCGCCAGGCGCUGAGGCGGGCGGCGGGCGCGGAGCCCCGGAGCUCUCCAGGGUGCUGGGAGCUGCCCGCCCGCCCGCGGGGAGCCGCGCCGCCCGAGCCCGCCGAGCCGCGCCGCCGAGCCCCUCCGAUGCCUCCGACACCGCCGCUCCCGGGCUCCGCCGCGUCUCCGAGCAGCAUGGCCCGGAUUAGGUACCUCCGCGCCGCUGUCUCGGGGUUUUAUCUGUGGGAAGCUGCUGUACUGCUCAGCUUGGUAGCCACAAAGGAAACAGACAGUGCAAGAUCUCGUAGCAUGCCAAUGUCGCCAUCCGAUUUCCUGGAUAAGCUGAUGGGCAGGAUGUCAGGCUAUGAUGCGAGGAUCAGACCAAAUUUCAAAGAGACAACCAUGGAUUAUCGAGUGAACAUCUUUCUCCGUCAGAAUUGGAAUGAUCCACGCCUCGCAUACAGUGAAUAUCCAGAUGACUCUCUAGAUUUAGAUCCGUCCAUGCUGGAUUCAAUUUGGAAACCUGAUUUGUUUUUUGCUAAUGAAAAAGGUGCCAACUUUCAUGAAGUUACAACAGAUAAUAAGUUGUUGCGGAUUUUCAAAAAUGGAAAUGUACUUUAUUCCAUCAGAUUGACUUUAAUACUUUCCUGUCCGAUGGAUCUCAAAAAUUUUCCAAUGGAUGUGCAAACAUGUAUAAUGCAGCUGGAAAGCUUUGGAUACACAAUGAAUGAUCUCAUUUUUGAGUGGCAAGAAAAGGGAGCGGUUCAAGUUGCAGAAGGUCUCACUCUGCCACAGUUUCUGUUGAAAGAAGAAAAGGAUUUAUGUUACUGCACCAAGCAUUACAAUACAGGAAAGUUUACGUGUAUUGAAGUCCGAUUUCACCUUGAGAGGCAGAUGGGUUACUAUCUCAUCCAGAUGUACAUACCGAGCCUCUUGAUCGUGAUUCUCUCCUGGGUGUCAUUUUGGAUCAAUAUGGAUGCAGCUCCAGCCAGAGUGGCUUUAGGCAUAACAACUGUACUGACCAUGACAACACAAAGCUCAGGUUCACGAGCAUCUCUUCCAAAGGUGUCAUAUGUCAAAGCCAUUGACAUCUGGAUGGCAGUGUGUCUGCUCUUUGUAUUUUCUGCACUUUUGGAGUAUGCAGCUGUAAACUUUGUGUCAAGGCAGCAUAAAGAACUUCUGAGAUUCCGACGCAAGAGGAAGAAGAGCAAGUAUUUUGAGGGAGUUCUUGAUGGAAAAGAAAUCAGUGAAUCAUUACAGCAUAGCAAUGGCUUGAGAUGUACAGGACGUAUAGACGGGACUUUGCCUCAAAUCUACAGUACAAAUUUAAGGGAUGAUGAUACACGUGAUAGUCAGUUUAGCAUUACAGCAUAUGGAGUGGGCCCAUGUGUGCCAGCAAAAGACGGAAUGACACAAAAGGGGCCAAAUAAUCCUGUUCAAGCUGUACCAAAAAGCCCUGAUGAGAUGAGAAAGGUAUUCAUUGACCGGGCCAAGAAGAUAGACACAAUAUCCAGAGCUUGUUUCCCAUUAGCCUUUCUGAUUUUCAACAUUUUUUAUUGGGUAAUCUACAAAAUCAUCAGGCAUGAGGACAUUCACCAAUAACAAGAUUAAGGCUUGCAGUACAUAAAGAUCUGGCUGUCACACUCAACAGGAGGCUUCUUGUUAGAAAUGCACAUCAGAGGAGUGAUCAGAAGAGUUAAAAUGAGGGGGAGAAAAAGGAUCCUGCACAGCCUGCAAUGACCAGCUACAGUGGGAUGGAAGAAUGACACCCAGAGAAGAUACAUCUGCUAUUACAAACUUUCCUUGUCAAACUAAAUAUUAAUAACUUUUUCAUUGAAAAUCACUCUCUACUGAAGCUUUACUGCCAAGUAUUUAUACAUACUGUUACAUAGUGGUAUAAAUGUACAGUAUUCUUUGAUGGUCCUUAAAUUUUUUAAAUUCUGGUGUAUUUUUAAUUUUAAAAAUGUUUCCAGGAUACCCUAGGUAAAUCCCACAGUAUUACAGAACAGAUUAGUGUUUGUAAGCUUUAUUUUAAUUUUACAAUAUAAUGAGAAAUUUCUGAUUGGACACAACAGUUUAAAUGACUUGAUCUAGUCUUAAGGACAGUACUGGUGGUUUUGCAAUGAACAUAUUUAACACAUUUAAGUCAUAUAAUUUAUUCAAUGUACUUCAAAUUACUGUUCCCCUGGAGGGUGUAUGUUGAAAUAAUCUCAGACAGCACAAAGUAAACAGCCUAACAGUCUUCAUAUCAUAUGAUAAAUACAUUAAAAUUUGUAAAAUAUUAAUUCCUGUAAAGGAUUUUUUUCAUUUAAUUACUUAUACAUUGAUAAUUUAAACAUAUUUUUUUAAUAUUUUUUAUAUUUUUAAGUGGUUUCUUUCUCAAUUCAUAAAACUCAUACAGCUUGUGAAAUAGACAAAUUACAUCAAAAUUUUGCAAUGCUUCAUUUUGAUUCAAUGCAAAGAGAUCUUGGACCAAAACUGAAAGCAAAGAGUCAACUGCUUCACUGAAGCAUUUGGAGGAUGAAUACAGUUAUGUUUAUGCACAUUCAUCUCCUAUAUAUUACAUAAUUACAGGAAGUUUAAUUUAUGAAUGUGUCAAAUUUUCUGACUCGUUCUUUGAAGUUUAUUAAUAUGACUUAGAUACUGGUUAAGAAGCACUUUACAACUUCGGAAAAACAUGCAGCUGUUCUAAAACAUAAAAAAAUACCUGGAUGGUCCUUUACAUUUACUGUAUUUCACAUUAAUAAAUAGCAGAACAACUAUUAAAACUCUUAGAAAGAUCUUCCCUGUUUAGGUUUAAAUAAGUCAUAGUAGUUACUUCUUAAAAUUGUAACACCAUGGAUCACAUUUAUGGCUUAGUGUCUAGGCAAGAGUAAUUAAUUUUGUCAAUCUCUUGGCAAAACAAAACCUUGGUAAGAUGUGGAAAUAUAGCAUUUAGAAUUAUUAGAUACUCUAAACCCAGUAGGUGAGGCCGAUUCUCAUUGCAAAAUAUUUUUAUUUUGAACAUGUUUAAAAUGUGUGCUUUGUUGAUGAUCAGAAUGUGUGUAGAAAAGCAGAAUCAGCUGGAGGCAAACAUCUGGUGCACUGCCGAGGGCAUGGUGCAUAUGAAGUAACAGAAGCAGUGGAACUCUGCAUUAGGGAUUGUAACAUAGCAACCUUGGGUUUGGUUUCAUUUGUUAUUGUUUUCCUCCAAGGAUUAGUUAGAGAGUUUCUCUAAUAGUAGCUCUCACAUUUUGUUAAACUGCAUCAGAAGGAACAUGUAUAAUCCACCUUCCUUUUAAAACUAUUAUUCUUUUCUAGUUUUUCUUCAUUUAUAUCUAAAAUCAAUUCACUCUUUGGCUUUUUUUUCUGAUACCGUGUCUGCUCUCUCUCAAAGUUAGGGUUAGUUUUAUUGUAUGGAAAGGGAUGUUAACUUGUUUCUGUUAUCAGCAAAAUCAACUGUACUUAGUUUAAGGGCUGUUUUCAAAUGCAUAUAACAUUUGGCAUGUGAUUCUGUUUUGAUACAAUGGAACCAAGAUCUCCCUGGAGCUGAUGGUUUUGGGGACUUUUUUAAUGGAACCAAAACAUUUGCCAAGGCCAGAAGCCUCUGUAGUCCACUAAUAAUGUGUCUUUCAAAAGAAAUCAGAACUUUAAAGUUAAGUUCAUUUAGAUUAUUCCUAAAUUACUUAAUAUAAAGUCACAUAGUAGAGAAAGCGAAAAAUGUCAUUUAAGAUGAUAAGAAGCUUCAAGGCAAAAAUGCCUGCUAUUCACCACUGACAUUGGGAAUAGUCCAAAACUGCCAGCAAAGCUGGAAUCAACAGUUACCAACACCAGCUAAGAUUAGUGUAAGAGAUGAUUUUUUUGCACUUUGUAUAGUGAAGCAGCAGGAAAUGAUGUUAAGAUACAAGAAUUGAAAGGUACUCCACAGUAUUUAUCAGACUGCAGUAUUUAUGCUACACUUCCAGGAAAGAGGCAGUGGAAAUGCAGAAAAAAAUCAAGGAAAUAAUGCUUGAGGCAAAUGGUAUCUAGCAGGGUUUCUCCUGCAUAUAAAAAAGACCCCAUUCAUUAGGCAGAAGAAGUUAGCUACCUCACUUCACUGUCACUGGACCUGGGCUCUGCAGAGGACAAGUCCUUGGCAAAGCCACACCAGAAGGCUUCUCAUAAGCACAAACCCCGUGUGACAGGCUAAUGCAGCUUUGUCCCAAGUCAUCAUUCACCGUAGGUGCAGACCCUGUACUUCUCAGGUCAUGUUUUUGUGAUUUCUGUAGACCAGCCCUAUACAUCAGAAAUUAAAUACUGGCACUAGAAGGACAUUGUAACACAAUGAGAACAGAGGGAGACACAGUAGGAUCUGGGAGAAUAUCCCAGUAAAACAGCUACUGAGGAGCUGACACAGUCACCAUUAAGGGGAAAAGAAAAGAUGAGGCACUCUUAGUAUUUUUCCCAAUCUCUCAGUGUCUCCAUAGGUGCACUGGUUCAGGUGGAAGCAGUAGCUACAGGGGGAAACAGUUUAUAUCAUCUGCUGCAAAGUUUAUAUUGUUUUGUGACAGUAGUUUCUACCUGUGCAGAUUGACUUCCCCACCAUCCUCUUUUCUUGGUGGAAAGAGAAGCAGAACAGGAAGAUACAGGAUGAAAAGUCUGGGCUGGGCAUAGCAGAACAGGGGCCAUAGGGAGAGAGAAACCCCAAAGCAGUGCCUGGAACCUCUCACAUGACUGUCUUUUCAUUCUGCACUAAAGAGAGGUGUGGCCGAAUCCAUGUCACCCCUCAUAAGGCAAAAAACUUCAGUACCUUGAGAGAGGAGAAGAAAAGCCUCUUAGAGGUGCAGUAGAAAUACUCAACUACUACCAUACCAAACUCCUGCUUAAAUUCCAAACAGCAAAAUGCAUUUUAUUUUUAAAACUAUAUUCAAAUAUCAGCACAAUAGGCUUCCAUGGUUAGAGGGAUGGUUUUUUUCUCUAUAAUGCUGAUAGACCAUGGGAGACUUGAAGAUGAAAGGAAAUAAGGAAUACUAGGAUUUUACUACUUAGCUAUUUUAACACAUAAAGUACAUUUUACUUUCAAGGAGUUUUUACAGCAAGCAGUAUUAUUUAAACAGGUUAGUAUAAUUCAGGAAAAACAGAGCAUUUACUUAAAAUUUAAUUAUUUUUUCAGCUCAAUCAUACAUUAGUUUUCUUUGGAUUCCUUUUCUUAUAGUUCAUUCCAAAAUCUGCUUUAUAAAGGAUCAUUUGUGAUGUGUGAGAGAUGGUUCUGUCACUAGACAGAAAUAAUCUAGGUGAUUAAAUGUGCACUUUACAUUUAAGGCGUGAGGUAUUGCUUCCAUUUUGUGUAUAGUCCUUUACAGGUCUGUAGAAUGAUAAUGUAGAUAAAGAUAGAAUAUAAUAAACUCUACAAAACCUUAUAUUUUUUAACAGUAGGGAAAGAUAAAAAGUCUUCCUUAACCUUAGAAAAAAAAAGUAUUAUUUUCAGCAAUAAUUAUAUAGUAGAAGGAAAUUAAUUUAUUUAUACCAUUCCCAGCCCAAGCUGACAUGGUUGGUUGCAAAAGAUACACUUUUUGUGCAACUUCUGCUCUUGUUUGAGCUAUAAUGGGAAUUAAUCUAAUCCAACACAAUAUAAUUUGGUUUUAAAAUGUGAAAUUGCUGAAGGAGCUAGUAACACACACAGUACCCCUGUGAGGUAGUAAAAUAACUUUAUCCACAUCUUACUGUACAAUCAUAUGGUUAGAUGAGUACUAUAUCAGAUUUCACAGCUUUUUUCCUUUUUGAGACAGCUAAGAAUAAUAUAAAUCUCAAACCAGACUACUUGUUAGUAAUAAAACGGGUGUUCUGUUUUGGAGUGGUUUCAGAAAACAUGUCUUCAGGCAACAAUCACCUCCAGUAAUUACUGAAGUACUAUCAGUUUGGAAGGCUUGUGGAAGCAGGUUAGAUUGCUAGAAGCAGUGGAUUAAUGCCAGAAAAAGUGUUGGCUCAUCCUGUCUUCUUGACAUUCUCGAAUAUUACUGCACUUCUUCACUUUCAUCUUUGUGAAAUAUGCAAGAAACAUUUCUUAUGUUUGUAUUUUAAUGUGUGACAGAGUGAUACUAACAGAUGAAAUGGACUAAAGUAGCUACUGGUUUUCCAUGAACGUGGAAUUGUGAGCUGUAUAAGAAGAAAUUGCGCCAUAAGCUUUUGACAUAAAGGUUUAACAUAGUAUAGAGUAUUUUGUGUGUUAGUGAACCUGGCUUUUUAAAGGCUACAGCAAGAAAAACAGAAAAAAAGUGAUAUGGUAGUGUAUUAAUAAUUUGUCUGUGAGUUUUCAAAAUAUUCUCCUGUGAGUUCUCUCUGACAGCAAUUUCAUCUCAAAGUACUUCCUUUUUACGUAGAAAUCUAUAAAUGUGUUGUGCAUGGAUUUGAUUAGAUUCCUUUUCAUUGUAUUACAGUAUCAUAUUGCACUUAAACUGACAUUCUCUGCAGUCAGAAGAGUUAAAAAUGUGAAAUUUAUGGUGUCACCCAUGUCAUUGUAGAUAUUUUGUUCAAAGAAAAAUAAACUUAUCUUUUUUCAGAAA